Closterium sp. Naga37s-1 is the source of this 675-nucleotide messenger RNA. NCBI's taxonomy places the organism in Eukaryota, Viridiplantae, Streptophyta, Zygnematophyceae, Desmidiales, Closteriaceae. The record is from the annotation of a GenBank genome assembly.
AUGUCCGUCCGCCAGACGCUGUUGUACGAGUGGGAGCGCUCCGCGGUCGAGACGAUUGACCUCCUCGACGAGCUCGAGAAGCGUGACGCGACCAUCGCGACGCUAACGGCCGAGGUGACCCGUCUCACUAAGGCACUCCGAGUCUCAGAAGCACGGAGGGUGCCAGAGGCGCCGCCGGCGGCGAACGAGGAACUGCCGAGCAAGGGUGGCUCUGCGGAGUCGGCAAGUACUGGGGCAGGAGCCAAGAAACAGGAUGAGAAACCCGAGAAGCCCCCACAGACGGUCUACGAGGCUCGUUACGAGCUCAAUAUGGUCCAGCCUAGGCGAGAGGCCAAAACUGUGCACGACGCGUGGCGCCACUGGAACUGCAUCACCGCCAAGGAUACAUGUCGACUUUGCGACAGGUUCAAGCAGCCGGGAUUCGCCGACCGCCACACUCUCCUCGCCGGCGCCUCGCAGGGUGCACACGACAUGAGGGUGCGCCGCAUGCUGAAGGCCAUGGAUGCAGUGCGCCUCCUUCGCGUGAGCGACGGCGAGGCCGACACCGAAGCCGUCGUCGAUGCUCUGGACAAGAUCAUCGAUAUGUCGAAGACAUUGGCCGACAUGGCCAAUGAGAGCGCCACUGGGAAGCAGCCUUCAACCAAGGCGUCGUCCAAGCGUAAGAAGACUGCGUGA